Molecule: messenger RNA, 267 nt
Organism: Linum tenue
Lineage: Eukaryota; Viridiplantae; Streptophyta; Magnoliopsida; Malpighiales; Linaceae
Source: the annotation of a GenBank genome assembly
AUGUCGUUCGGUGAGGUGACGAUCACCCUAAAGGACGUUGUGACACUCACCGGAUUAGCGAUCGACGGUGAUGCCGUCGUAGUAGACAUACCAGACGAGGACUGGUCGGCUAUGUGUCUUCGACUGUUAGGACGGGCUCCUACUGAUCUUGGUGGCGGCGUCAUCCAGAUUACUUGGCUCAGGGAGACUUUCGAUGAGCUACCGCUUUCUGCAUCACCCCAGACGACAGAGCAGUUUGCAAGAGCGUAUGCGCUGUCUCUGAUGUGA